GUUCUGUUAUCGAUUAUUUUAGACACUCUAAAAACGAGAAUUUUGCCUAAACUAAGCUACUGUGGCGUGCGGUACCAACACCAACAACAUGCUGGUACUGCUGUUGGUUCUGUCCAUCCUAAGUUUUUCAAACUGCCAACAAUGCCAAAGUCGAGAUUACGGAAAUGGAGGAACCGUCUGUGUGUGCAAUGUCACAUACUGUGACACAAUCGCAAGGCCGCAAAGAGUGGACUCAACCCAAUUUCUUACAUACACCUCCAAUUUGGCCGGUCUGAGAUUCAGUCAAACGAGUAGGAGGUUUACCUCUAGACCAAAUUCCACAAACCGAAUUUACCUAAACUCGAGCAGAGUGUACCAAACGAUUAUAGGCUGGGGUGGAGCUUUCACUGAUGCGACCGGAAUUAAUAUUAACUCGUUACCAGUCAACAUGCGAGAGAUGUUACUAGAAUCGUAUUUUUCCCAAAAUGGUAUUGAGUAUAGUCUGGGAAGAGUUCCAAUUGGCGGUACCGAUUUUUCAAUUCGACCAUACACCUAUGAUGAUGGUUUACCGGAUCCAGAGUUAAUUAAUUUUGACCUAGCUCCAGAAGAUUUGCUUUAUAAAAUUCCAAACAUUCAAAGAGCCGUUAAUUUGACAAACGGCAACAUCAGGCUCUUUGCGUCAGCAUGGACGGCCCCCCGAUGGAUGAAAACCAAUGGAGAUUACAGUGGAUAUGGGUUUAUUAGAAGAGCCUUGUACCAGACAUGGGCUAAUUACUAUGUGAGAUUUCUGGACGAGUACCGACAACGUGGAGUCAAUUUUUGGGGAAUCACUACAGGAAAUGAACCAGCUGAUGUUUUAAAUCCUUUUGACCAGCUCGAAGUCGUUGGUUGGCCUUCGUGGUUGAUUGGAGACUGGAUUUUAAAUAAUCUAGGACCCACAAUCCGAGGCUCAAUUUACUCAAAUCUGACAAUUAUGAUACUCGAUGAUCAAAGAGUAUUUCUUCCUUGGUAUGUAGUAAGAGCAUUAUAUAAUAACAGAACGCGACAAUACAUUGACGGAAUUGCUGUUCACUGGUACUUGGACUUGUACUCCUCACCGGAUCUGCUAGACGAAACUCAAAGACUUUUUCCCGAAAAAUUCAUUUUAGGAACAGAGGCUAGUAUCAUGCCUGCUCCGUAUGAAACCCCAGUCUUAUUAGGUUCAUGGACACGUGGUGAAGAAUAUUCCUCUGAUAUAAUAGCAGACAUGCAACACUGGGUCACUGGUUGGGUCGACUGGAACAUGGCUUUAAAUCCUGAUGGUGGACCCAAUUACAUCCGAAACUUUGUAGACUCCACUAUUAUUGUAAACGCCACGGCUGCUGAAUUUUAUAAACAACCCAUAUAUUACCACUUCGGACAUUUCUCCAAAUUUGUACCAAGAGGAUCAGUUAGAAUUGACUGCAACGUAGUCUUUAACGAUAAUUCUAGUUCUGUUGACCAUGUUGCUUUCAGAAGACCGGACAAUGGUACUGCCAUCGUAAUUUUAAACAGAAACCCAACUGCAGUAUCGCUUAACAUAAUGGAUAACUCCAGAGGUGUCGCCCCAAUAGAAAUUACAGCAAAAUCCAUUACAACUGUUUUGUAUUGGUAAAAACUCUAAAAUGCUAAAUAUACAAUUAUUAUUUCA
Tribolium madens (black flour beetle) is the source of this 1648-nucleotide messenger RNA. Its product is annotated as putative glucosylceramidase 4. Gene Ontology annotation, molecular function: glucosylceramidase activity. The record is from RefSeq and is a predicted model, not a curated record. Lineage: Eukaryota; Metazoa; Arthropoda; Insecta; Coleoptera; Tenebrionidae. The transcript has 6 exons. Gene Ontology annotation, biological process: glucosylceramide catabolic process. The coding region runs from base 89 to 1612 and encodes 507 amino acids.